AUGGUCGACUCGGCCGAUCCGUUCUUCCGUCUGUUGGAACGGCCGGGCGCAAGCAACAUCAACUUGGCCAACGCUGACACACUAGUGAUCAGCGGUCGACGGCACACAAAUCAUCAGGAGAAUGGUGUAUUUAUGUGGUUGCAAAUGUUCAAGUAGGUGCACUUUUUGUUUUUCACUUGAUGUCAGACUGGACUUUAGAGGGUCGUUGGGCAGACAUGUCUGAGGUUGUUUUUAUCUUAGACGGAAAACUUGGCCUAAAAUUAAAUACAUUUCUUAUUAGAGCGCGAUUACUCUCUGUACUGAUAUGUCUGAUUUCCUGUAGUUAGGUAAAUGCGCUCUUAUGAUUAUAUCUUUUAAAUAUCCUUCAAUUUGUCAUUACACCGCAUUUGAACCAAAUUUUUAAAUUCCUAUAAAAUACCGCUAGUUUUCAUUAGAGCGCAUUUUCACUAAUUAAAGCAAAAAAGAUGAUUUUUCAAAUUUUUUCAACAAAACCCCAAUUAGUCCAUGGGGCGCAUUUGAAAAAUUCACAUAGAAUAGCAAAUCUGCUCCACUGAUAAACCCUUUAUUCUCCUUGAAUCGCAACUUUUUACCCCUUUCAAUAAAAAUUGCAAUGUUUAUUGCCAUAGAAACAUUUUUAUCGCCCAAUUUUUUUUCGUCUUCUGAACAAAUAAACUUGUCUGUGAGACAAGCUCUUUGAUCUUCUGAACUUUGAAAAAAUAAAUAACUUUUUGCACGUGAGAUUUUCGAGAAAACUUAAUGAUGAAGCUCAUUAUUUUGUUUUUCGAAAUGACGUGCUCAGGAUUUUUGCCAUAAAAUCCUGACUGAGCUGAGCAAACUACAUAUGUAUUUUCUGUCUCGCCACAUUUUUCUCCAUUUUCGUGCACACAACAAGAUUCUUCGUCGCAAGAAAAAAUAAUAAUUAUAAAUUCUUUCUUUUCAGCAAUUUUUUUGUCGAGAAAAUAUGUGGGGAAGAGAGAAAAGUUUCUUUCUUUCUUUCUAGUUUGGAACUUUUUUGUUGCAAAAGGAAAAAAAUGUCACAUGCUUUUUCUAGGGGGCGCCAAGGAGAAAUGAAAAGAACAUUUUCUGAUGUUUCAAUGAACUCUGAGCAAAGAGGAAGUGAGCUCAGAAUAUAGUAUUACUCCUUGCUUGGUAUAGUAUUUUACUUUUUCUGAAAAACAUGGGGGCUCUUUGACCAAAAUCAUCGAUCAAAAAUCUCUAGCCUGCUCAUUUUUUUCUUAUUUUGCAGCUGAAGCUUAUAAUUUUCUUUGCACCUGACCACAAUUCAAGAAAUCAAAUCCAAAUUUCAAAUUUCAGCCAAAAACUUCCAUCAAUAUGCAUCGGCGGGGAACCAUCAAUACCUUACGAGAUUCUGAAGGAGAUCUUCAAGAAGGUUCCGGAAUAUGAGCAGGAAUCGUUUAGUGAAUUGAUAAGUGAGUUAGCGAAACUCCGCAAGGCCUUCUGAACUCCAAGUUGUUUUUACAGAAACCAAAAAUAUCCAUGUGCAGAUCGCUAGCACUACCCAAAUCAAAAUGCUGCAAGCGCAGUGUGAGGAGUGUCGGAAAAUCCAGUCGACUCAAUUCAGUCUGAUCCGCCGGUCAGAUGUCGAGCGACUCGUCGGAAGUCUACGAUUGGAAAGUGAUCGAUGCUCGGGCGAACAUGAUAUCUGGAACCAUGCCGAGCGAUUUCGUGUGGCACAUUUCAAUUUUUGCGAUGCUUAUGAUGAUUUUCUGGAAGACGAUGAUUUGAUCGAAGACAUUUCGAAAUACGGAGUCUGCGGUUGGCUAUAUCCAUCUCGAGCCCAAAUGCGAUGCAUCCUCUGUUGCCAGUGUCUCAAACCUUUCACUCCCGGCGAUUUCGUCCUUCAUCAUCACGUCGUCGAAAAAGUUGAGGGAAUUGUGCAUCACGGUCUCAACUCAAACAGCUGGCCCUAUAUGCUACAAUUAAUGGGACCAGAAACAUCCAGGGAAAAUGAGAUGGCUUGGGAGAAGUUUAGGAAUAUGGAUGAUGCUGAAAUGACGCCGACGUUGAAACGACGACAUGAGUUUGCACCUGCGGUUAGCAAGGAUUUGAUGGAUUUCGAAUUGUUGAAUCCGUUUGCGAUGCCGGUUAAGAAGCAGAAAAUUAUUGAUGUUGUUGGUGAUAUGGAAUAUGAUGAUGAGGAUGAGGAAGAUGAGAAUUUCGAUAGGGUUAGUAGACGCGCUCUUUGGAGAAGGGGGGGGGGCUGAGGGUAGAUUAACUAGGGUACAUCCACGAGUCAGACAUUAGAAAGAUCUCAUAGCUACAGUAUUAGAUAGCUAUUUUGGUUAUCCGAGAGUCUCGGUACCCAUGAAGCCUUGAUGAAAAAUCUUCCUGUACGCAAAAGUGCGUCGCAGUGAUUGCACACAUCAAUCCGCUGGACGUGGGGACAAUUUGAAAAUUUUUAUGAUGCCUUUAGGAUUUAUGACUUAUGUCGAAGAUGAAGAUCGCGUCAUAAGCCGAACCAUAAAUAUUUUCUAGAUUUUUUGCUGAACUCAUCGAUUUUGCAGCCUCAUUUCUAACCUAAUUUUUACAGAACCGCGACAUCGACAAUUCCAAAGCUCUAGCCAAAUCAACAACCCUGGAUCUCCUCAACAAUCCACUAUUCCAUAGUCUCAAAGACAAACUUCCUGCUCUCCUAUUCCCGCCGCCAAUCGUUGCACCAAUCAAAUUGGUGGACACACCAAUGGCUCCGCCAUCAAAGCCUUUCGAGUUUUCAUCGAAUAUUGAUCUCAAAUCGUUGUUCCCCGCACCGAAAUUGGAUUUGAGCAAUUUUGCCGGGUUGGCAACAGGCCUGCCGGGACUUCCAGUCCCACAAAGCCUGCCUGCUACUGCGCAGAGCCUACCGGGAGCUCCUCAAGGACUUGUGGUCCCGCAGGGAUUGCCGGGGACAUCUACGCAGGCUGCACAACCCUUCCCUCUACCCAACGCCAUGCCAAACUUGUUCAAAUUCGAUCCCGGGUGGGAAGCUGUUAAGGUAAGUAGAUUAGGUCAGGCUUCCAGACCAAAUUUCAAAUUAAAAUUUUUGCAGCGCGAGCAACAGAUUCUCAAAUCCCUCCCCGAUGAGAUGAUUCGCCUCCUAGACAACAAAACCAUCGAUGUCUCGCUGGUCUUUCAACUUCUACAACAUUCCAAAUAA
Molecule: messenger RNA, 3154 nt
Organism: Caenorhabditis angaria
Lineage: Eukaryota; Metazoa; Nematoda; Chromadorea; Rhabditida; Rhabditidae
Source: the annotation of a GenBank genome assembly